GAAUGUAACUCGAUGUCGAUUAUUGACGGAUUAUACCGAUUCGUGUCCCACUUAUAUUGACUGAUUUCCAACGAACAGGGGUCCACCGUAUUUUAAAAGCAUUUGCUCACGCCAGUCUCAUUCUUCCCUAUCGAUUGCUUUCGUCUGGUUUCCCAAGCGGAAGUGACAGUUGAUCCAAGAUGGUGGCCACCAGAAGCGGAGCUCGAGGGUGCUCUCCAACUAAAACUAAGCUCGAGCAGGCCUCAGACGUGCAGGCCACUCCAUCAAGAGGGCGAAGAACCAGGAGUACGGCCUCACAAACGGAGAACUCAACUCAGCCUGUUCUGGUGGAAACCAGCAAACGGCAUGGAGGAGAAUCCAGCAACCCGUUGAAAAGAUGCUCACGAGCCUCCAGACUCCACAGCCCCGAGCAGCCUUGCACCCCCGUGGGCUCCAUCCACGAAGCAGAUGUCUCCGACCUGGAGUCGUGCUGCUCUGCCGUCUCCGAUGUGGUACUGCCGCCGACGCGCAGAAGGGCGGUGUCCCGAGUCGGUCAAGAAGAAUCCGAGGUGGAGUCGUGCUCUUCGAAAAAUGUCCGAAGCUCGAAGCGGAGAGCUCCCAACAAGAAGGUGGAAUCCAGUAGCUCUGUUGUGUCUGACAGUGACCCUCCAGCAACACGUAGCAGAAGAAGCAAAAGACUUGGCGUCACCUUGAAUUAUGCCGAAGAAGUGUCUGAGGCGGACACUAGCUCUUCUUUUGUGUCUGUGCACAAAACAGUCAGAAACACAAGGAGCAGGGCAGCUCCAGACAAGGCUGCAAACGACAAGGAGGACUCCUGCUCUUCACCGCCGAUCAAAUCCCAAAGAGUGACCCGAAGUCAAAGAAAACGCACCAGAUCCUCCCCCAGACCACGACCAGAAGAGUCCGAACUUUCUGAGGCCGAGAGCCUCGCUUCGAACGUCUCGGGAGCUUCGGUUUCUUAUUCCUCGAUCCGCAAGAGUGCGAGAUUAAGAAAAAAGAUGAGUCCCAUUCCCUUGAACCUGGACGAAACCUCAGAAAGCUCCUCGAAUUCCAGAAGACGAAGGACAACUAGACAGACCGUCGGCGAAAAGUCUUGCGAUUCCGAGGGCUUCGAAUCUGGCUACGAAUACGCUAUCGGCACGCCGAGCAGGGUGAAAAACCGAUCCCCCAGUUCCAAGUCCGCCGAGUCAGACUCUGACCCGACGGACGGCCACUUUGCCCUGGGUAGCGCCUGCAGCAGCCGCACCGGCUCAGGAAGUGCUUGGCGGGUUCAGUCCACACCAAUUAAGGAUCUGCGCGUUGUCCUGGAGUCCUCUUUGCAAGGAAACGUACCAAGUGAUUCUAUGCUGGAUAGCACGGUGAUCGCCGAGGAUGCAGACCGUACAUUGCUGGCAGAGUUUGAGCAAGUCAACGCGAUGUCGGUCGAGGCGGUGGUGAAUCAAGUCGGACAAGAUGGGGAGGAAGUGCUCGUUGAAGCUGCAGUGGCGACUGCAGGCCAGCAGGGCGAGCCGUCUGCUGAAAAGCUGGAAGGGGACGUCUCGGCAGUGGAAGAGAUGGAGGGGGAAAUGGGGCCUUCGCCCUCGGGAGCGAGAUGCGAGGAUGUCGACGCAGACGAUGAGGAGGACGAGAACGUGCGAGCAGAGGUGUCGCGCGACGACCACGGGGUUGACUCGGGAACACGGGAGGAAGAGGAGGACAUGGAAGUGGAGCAGGUGACACGCCGGGAAGCAAUUGCGGAGAGCGGCAAGGAAGAAGAAGGAGACGAUAUUGGUGAGAGGAAGCCCAAAGAGGCCGUGGCGUCCGUCGAUGAACAGGUGACACCUGACCAGUUUCCGCCUGAGGGCACGGAAGCCACUGACAAAACAUCAACGAGCAGCCCCGUGGCGAGCAGAGAGGAGGACAUGGAAGGGACACGAGGCCUCUCCGGGAAGCCCGAGGAGGCCACGGUGACCGUCGUUGAGCAGACAACGCUGAAGAAAUCUCCACUUAAGGACAUGAAAGCCACCAAGGCAACUAAAAGAGUCAGCCUCUUGGAAAGCAGUGAGGAUGAAGAAGAGGAGGAAGACGAGGAGGAGGACCAAGAAGACGAGGACACAGGAGAUAGACCAGGACCCUGCAGGAAGCCCAGAAAGGAGGCGGUGGCGCUGGAGUCUGUCGACGGCCUGUUUAUGGUGGACACGAGGGCCGGGCAGGAAGCGGACAAAGAUUACUACAUGGAGCGCCUCACGCAGGAGAACGUGGUGGGCGCCAAGCAAGAGGAGGAGGACUUUGUGGAUGAGGAGGGCGAUGAAGACGAUGACGACUGCGAGGAAGAGGCGCUUCUCUUGUCGACCAGGAAUCCUUUGCUGAAAGAGAUGUCCACUCGCAUCGACCCGGGCAUCAAUGUGAGACGGCUCGGGGGUUUGUACAUCACUUUCGACGGCAGCAAAUCAAAGCCGGGCUCCAGUUCGGUGGGGCGGCACAAGGAGAAGAAGGACCAAGAUGAGGUGAUGAAGAAAAGCGUGAUGGGAUCGGACUUUGAGAAGAAGGACGCCGUACCACCGUACAGUGAAUCCAAACAAGCCUUGAAAAAAAAGCGCAGGUUGGAGCGUGAGAAGACCACAGGAGACGCUUGGUUCAACAUGAAAGCUCCUGAGCUCACAAAGGAGCUGACGGGAGACCUGAAACUGUUGAAGAUGAGAGGCUCCAUGGAUCCCAAGAGGUUCUACAAGAAGAACGACCGAGACGGCUUCCCCAAAUACUUCCAGGUAGCCACUGUGGAGGACAACCCCAUCGACUUCUAUCAUUCUCGCAUUCCCAAGAAGCAGAGAAAGAGAACAAUGGUGGAGGAGCUGCUGGCUGAUGCAGAGUUCAGGAGCAACAACAAGAAGAAGUACCAGAAGAUUGUGGCCGAGAAAGCCGCCCAGGCAUCGGGCAAACACAAGAAACACAACAAAUUUCACAAAAAAUCAAAGAAAGGCGCAAAGUAAGCGUGAAUUGUGAGACAAGGAAGGACUUUGUACACAAGGAAAAUUAUGUGAUCAGAAUGAACUUGUUAACAAACGGGGAUUUUAUUUUCCACGUGUAGAACUGCGCAGCAAUUCUUGUUUACAAAUAAAACUGCAACAUUGAGUUACCCUCACCGAUGUUUCAGUUUUGGUACACAUUGAAACAAAUUUAUGUAAACUUGAAAUGCUUCAAUGUAUAUCUUGAAGAAUAGUUUUUUUGUAUGUAUGUACUGGAACAGAAAUAAUGACUAAUCAAGGUCUUUGUUCAUUAUUUAUACUGUACAUGUCGCUGGAUUUUUCAAUCCAAAGUAUUGUGGUGGUUGCCAUGCAAUGUAAAUUGUCAUGAUUAGCAAGACAUUUUAAAGUCAGCAAAAAUGUUGGAAACCUUUUUUUUUCUAAAUCGAUGUUCACAUGUGCAGAACUUUUCUUUCAUAAUCAUUUUACUUUUCAGCCUCAGAAAAAUCAUUGUGACGCUUUAAAUGCUGGAUUUGUUUUUCCCCAUUUCAUUGUAUGAUGUGAACACGAUUAAAAAGGUUCCCCGCAUGAUCACACGUCAACUAUACUGCAUUAAAGCGAAAAUAAAUGUCAUAACCGUC
This is a messenger RNA of Hippocampus zosterae (dwarf seahorse), 3583 nucleotides long. RefSeq names its product deoxynucleotidyltransferase, terminal, interacting protein 2 (gene dnttip2). The record is from RefSeq and is a predicted model, not a curated record. Gene Ontology annotation, molecular function: RNA binding. Gene Ontology annotation, biological process: RNA processing. Gene Ontology annotation, cellular component: nucleolus. Bases 180 to 2969 code for a protein of 929 amino acids. NCBI's taxonomy places the organism in Eukaryota, Metazoa, Chordata, Actinopteri, Syngnathiformes, Syngnathidae. The transcript has 7 exons.